Molecule: messenger RNA, 1467 nt
Organism: Purpureocillium lilacinum
Lineage: Eukaryota; Fungi; Ascomycota; Sordariomycetes; Hypocreales; Ophiocordycipitaceae
Biological process (GO): transmembrane transport
Cellular component (GO): membrane
Molecular function (GO): transmembrane transporter activity
Source: RefSeq, a predicted model, not a curated record
AUGAACGCCAAGUCCGACUCCGAGAUGGAAGCCAAGGCCGAGCACGAGGAGCUCGAUGCCAUGGGCCACGAGGCGCGCCGCCAUCGCGCGCACCUCACCCGCAGCGUGCUCCUCAAGACGGACACCAGAGUCCUCCCCGUGCUGGCGCUCCUCUUCCUCUGCUCGUUCCUCGACAGGACCAACGUCGGCAACGCCAAGAUCAUCGGCCUCGAAAAGGACCUGGGCAUCACCGACCUGCAGUACACGCAGGGCCUGGCCGUCUUUUACGCCACCUACAUUGCCAGCGAGCUCCCGAGCAACCUCGUCCUCAAGAAAGUCUCGCCCAAGAUAUGGCUCCCCUGCCUGACGGCCGCGUGGGGCCUCGUCACCAUGUGCCUGGGCUUCGUGCGCGGCUACGCCAGCUUCGUCGCCGUGCGCGCCGUCCUCGGCGUGACGGAGGGCGGUCUCCUGCCCGGCAUGGUGCUGUACCUGUCGGGGCUGUACACACGCGGCGAGCUGGCGCUGCGCAUCGGCAUCUUUUAUACGGCGGCGUCGCUCUCGGGCGCCUUCGGAGGCCUGCUCGCUAGGGGACUGUCCGCCAUCGGACCCCGCGGCGGACUCGAGGGCUGGCGAUGGAUCUUCAUCAUCGAGGGCCUCCUUACCAUCGUCGCCGGAGCCAUUGCCUUUCUCGCCCUUCCCAACAGCCCCGCCACCGCCCGCUACCUCACCGAAGAGGAGCGCGAAUGGGCCAUGAAGCGCCUCGCCGGCAACGGAGACGACCGCUUCGACCUCGCGCGCGAGCGGGAGGAGCGCUUCCGCUGGAGCGAGGUCCGCCGCGGCGUCUUCAACGUCCAGGUGUGGCUCUCGUCGACGGCCUACUUUGCCAUUCUCUCGGGGCUGUACUCGUUUGGCCUCUUUCUGCCGACGAUUGUCAACGACAUGCACAUUGCCAGCAACCCCAACGAGACGCAGCUCUGGACUGUGAUUCCCUACGCCGUGGCGACACCGGUGACGGUGCUCGUUGCCUUCCUCUCCGACCGGCUCAAGCGACGCGGCACGCUCAUGCUCGUGGUGCUGCCCAUCGCCAUCGUGGGCUACGCCGUCAUCGCCAACAUCAAGGCCGCGUCGCCGCGCUUCGCCAUGACGUGCCUCAUGGCCAUCGGGCUCUACGCCGCCGUGCCCUGCGUGCUCGUCUGGAACUCCAACAACUCGGCCGGCCACUACAAGCGCGCCACCACGUCGGCGCUGCAGCUGGCCGUGGCCAACUGCGGCGGCUUCGUCGCCACGUUCGUGUAUCCGGCCAAGGAGGGCCCGUACUACCACAAGGGCCACACCAUCAUCCUGGGCCUGCUGUGCUAUGCCUGGGUCGCCGUGGCACUCAACGUCUUGUGGUGCGUCAAGAUCAACCGGGAUAAGAGGCGCGGCAAGUACGACGCGUUUGCGGGCUGCGGCGACGACCGCGACCCGGAGUUUAAGAUGGUGCUGUAG